Messenger RNA from Oncorhynchus gorbuscha (pink salmon), 4734 nucleotides. Its product is annotated as pleckstrin homology-like domain family B member 2. NCBI's taxonomy places the organism in Eukaryota, Metazoa, Chordata, Actinopteri, Salmoniformes, Salmonidae. Gene Ontology annotation, cellular component: basal cortex. Gene Ontology annotation, biological process: regulation of microtubule cytoskeleton organization. The record is from RefSeq and is a predicted model, not a curated record.
GUUACGCUCUGAGUCUGGGUAAAUCCUGCUUCUUGCGCUUCAACCAUCCAGAGGAGGCCAGCCAUAUGAACAGGAUGCUGCCUCUGAAGACCCCUGUCUCACCCUUGGGCUACAGCACAGACUAUCUGAAGUUUAGUAGUGACUACAGACAUGGGGAGGUGGGAGGGGCCAGCAGCGCCAGAGGGAUGCGCUCAGCCUCAGAGCUCCGUGAUUUGAUGGACACCUUACAACGCAAGAAGAUUGCCCUGGAGACAAGCCUGAGAGCCAAUGGGGACGCUAGCCCCUCCUACUUCAGUAUGAAACAGUCUCCACCCACCACCACGUCUGUGACCUCACCCACCUCGAUGUGGUCAGCCUAUCAGGAACAGGCUAGGCGCUUCUACGGCUCUGAUCGUCCUCCUCUCUCUGGCAAAGCUGCCGCCCCUCGCUCCCCCUCUCGGCGCUCUGACCCCCCUUCCUCCCGAACCUCCAUGACCCGGAAACAAUCAUACCAAUCACAGGACAACCUGCUCAUCUCCCCUGGCAAUGGGCGACGCCCACUAAACCCAAACUCCUCCCCCCUGUUGUCGAUGCGGAACUGUGGAGGUUCCUCUAACUCAGUGGCCGGUGGUGAUAGCCUCUCCUCUCCUCCAACCUCAUCCCUCUUUCCAACUAGUGGAGCAGCCAGCAUGCCCUCCAGUCCCCGCCUGGGACUACGAAGCCACAGCAACCAUGAGCCGGUGUCUAGCAACCGAACCAGGAAGUACUCUGCAGGGUCUAUAGGCGGCAUAAUGGAAAGUCACAACUGCUCACUGCCCCGCCUCUGCCCCUCAUCAUCACCUCGUUCCCAUGACAACGGAGCCCUGGCCCUGUUUUCCCUCCCCCUAACUUCUAAUCCUCUACGCAACUCCUCUCACAACAAUAGCCAAAACCACACCACAAACAACAACUACAACCAUAACCAAAUGACUAACUUCACCUACAGCCAGGCCCAAAACAUGAACCGGAACCAAGGAGAGGGGGUAGAAUCCAUCUCUCUCUCCAUCCCUGAAUCUCCCACCCAGGCCCCUCCAGACGUGACCUCACCGUCCCUAUCAGGGGGCUCUUACAGCCCCGGUGUGGCCAAGAUACUCAGCUUCAACUCCACCGGCUCCACCUCCAGCCUUCAGGAGCCAAAGAGGUCAGCCAGCCGAGGAGCCUCCCCUGGACCAGAGCUCUUUCUGGGGGAGAGGCAGAGAGAGCACAGGGGGGGAAGACUGGAGCCUGGGUUAGGAUUAGAGGAACGAAGGCAGUCAUUUGGAAAGGGAGGGGUGGGGCUGGGGGCGGGGUUGACCCCACCAGGGGGGUUCAGGGUGAGGAGUGGCAGUAUCAGCUCCCUGAGUGGGAAGGAAGAACUGACUGACUACCACCAUCGCCAGAGAGACGAGAGACUACGAGAACAGGAAGUGGAGAGACUGGAACUCCAACGGCUGGAGACCAUCCUGUCUUUGUGUUCAGAGCUGGGGCGAUCGGAGCAGGACAGGGAGAAGAGUGUUGGUUCUAGUCCAGGUACCGGUGCCGGUCUAGCCGAUCUCCAAAAGAUCAACCGGGAACUAGAGAAGCUCCAGGUCUCUGACGACAAAGAGCCAGUAUCAGUCUUCUUCGACUUAACCGUUAACGGAAAUGGUACCGCCUCGGAAAACAAUUAUUAUGGUAAUGACCAGGAGCGUCAGGUCGGACUGCGAUGGAGCAGAGAUCCCCGUGACAACAGGGCGGAAUCACCCGUUGUCACUCUACGAAGCUCUGCCUCCUCGCCCACCCCGCAUCUACCGAGGACCAAUCAGGCGCUGGCGGAGGACGAGGGACGUCGGAGGAAGGAAGUGACCCUUGUGGAGGAGGAGAGGAUCCAGGUGCUCAACAACAUGGACAAGCUGGAACAGAAGAUCAAAGAACUGGACAACCAGAUGGACGAAUCACUCAGAGAAGUGGAGAUGGAGGGUGCCCUGGUGCAGGCUGAGCAGGAUGCAGAGCUAUCAGCUCUGCAGCAGGAGAGCGAUGCUGUGGAGACACUCAACACCAAGAUGGCCGACAUGGAACAACAGGCACCGGACCAGAAGCCACAGGACUCUGAGGUGCUGCAGGCUGAGACAAAGCGUUUUAAGGACCUGGAGGACCAGCAGAUGGAGAGAGAGAGUCAUCAUAAUGAGGAGAAGGAGACAAGCACACAACACCUUCUCAGAGAGAUCGUUGACUAUCAACUCAGCACCGUCACACGCAAGGGGAGGCUGGUGACCCUGAAGAAGCAGGCGGACCUGAUUACCCAGCAGGCUCAGCGAGAGAAGGAUAGCUUUCUGAAGGAGAGGACCAACCUGCAGAUGAUGCUGCAGAGGGAGAAAGAGAACCAUGCCUCUCUGGAGAGGAAGUAUGCUGACCUCACAGGUGGGCGGCACUUCCCUCUCAGUCCUAUCAGUCUCAAGGAGGUUCAGCACUUCCGUUGGCUGGAGGAGAGGAAGAGGUUAGUGAAGGAAGGCGGGGCCCACCCGAGUGACACGUUACCCAGGAAGAAGACCACUGUCACCCCUCAGUUCAGCUGUGUUACACUGGGACACAGCAUGCUUAACAAGUCCCAGCAGCCCCCGGUGCAGAGUUGUAGCAGUGUCAGUAUUCUACCAAGGGCCAUGUCUGUCUCCAGCAAUACAGAUACACACCAUCUGCACAAGGGUCAGGCCACCCGGUCCAACAUGUACCUGGACAGUGGCAACGGCCAGACCUACGACACCAUGAGCAUGGACAGCUUGGACUCCAUGGACACCAGCAUCUCUGUCUGCUCACCUGACAACGUCUCCUGUGCCAGCACGUCUAAUGUGACCAGACUGGAGGAGAUGGAGCAUCUACUGAGACAGGCCCAGGAAGAGAAGAACCGCCUCAUAGAACACAAGGAGCAAGAGAUGGAGUCGCGCAAACAUGCUCUGGAGGAGGAGAGGAGGAGGGAGCAUCUGGAGAAACGACUGCAGGAGGAGACCAACAGACGACAGAAACUCGUCGACAGGGAGGUGAAACUACGGGAGAAACAGAGAGCACAGUCCCGUCCUCUGACACGUUACCUGCCGGUGCGUAAAGAUGAUUUUGACCUGAGGGCCCAUAUAGAGUCAGCGGGCCACAGUGCUGACACCUGUUUCCACCUGUCCCUCACGGAGAAGAUCUGUCGAGGAUUCCUGGUCAAGAUGGGGAGAAAGAUAAAGACCUGGAAGAAACACUGGUUUGUCUUCGACCGCAACCGGCGAACACUCUCCUAUUUCUCAGACAAGCACGAGGCCAAGCUGAAAGGGGUCAUCUAUUUUCAAGCCAUAGAAGAAGUUUACUACGACCACUUAAAGAAGGCACACAAGAGUCCUAACCCAUGUCUGACGUUCAGUGUGAAGACUCAUGACAGGAUCUACUACAUGCUGGCCCCCUCUCCUGAGGCCAUGAGGAUCUGGAUAGACGUUAUCGUCACCGGGGCCGAGGGAUACACUCAGUUCAUGGUGUAGAAGGUGUGAUGUGGCCAGGGUGGAGGGAUACACUCAGUUCAUGGUGUAGAAGGUGUGAUGCGGCCAAUGAGAAGGGACACAUCCAGUUGACGCUGUAAGAGUGGUGCUUCGGCCAGAGUGGAAGGAUACGACCAGCGUGCGGUUCCUGGGCCAGGACUAGAUCCUCUCUUUUCUCUGUGAUUAUAAUGGACGGUUGUUCUUAUUUCUGUAUUUUAUUAUUUGUAAAACUUUUUUCCAAGGAAGAAUUCUCCAACCGCUGCAUUAACUCUCGCCGGUAACUCUACUGGGAUUGGCCAGUGUUUUUAUGCAUCAUUAUGUUGAAAAAGUGAUUGGUUGUUGAUUAGCUAGGGAUGUACAUAGCAACCACAGGAGGCUGGUGACAUGUUAUGAGUCGUCCUCACCUCAGCAGUCUUCACUGGUAGCAACAUGAUGUGCUAUAGUAAACAAGCAAAACAGAACAGUCAUUAAACUUCCUGGUUGUAUAGGGAUCAAGUUACUGAUAUUUACUCAACCUUUACGUCCUCUGUUGUGUCCUCCAGUGUAGCCAGAGGUCAAAUCAUUUCUGCAUGGAGUGUCUGGCUAGCCAGGGGUUGAUGCGGUAUUGGGCAUUACUGUGCUUUUUAACCAUUCAAAAAAAAAACAAAGAAAAAAAAACAUUUGAAUGAUAUCAUUGGCUGAUUUUAUCAUGUAGUUAUAUUGUAUUUAUGCUAUUGAUUAUCAAUCCAUGUAUCGUUAUUUCCGCAUACAGAAAAAAAAGCAAGAACAUAUUGUGCCUUAAAGUGUUUGGUCCUUUUUCUUGAAAAGAGAAUUAUCAUAUGGUAUUGAUUUGUUUUGAUUUGAUAUACCUUCAACAGAGGAGCCAUGUGCUCAGAACCAGCAGUACCACAUGAGAACCACUAGAGGGUGAUCUUGUCCUGGAUUCAGACUGAAUCCUGGUCCUUUUCUCCUCUCCAGACACGGUGUAAAGGCACAUUGUGUUCACACACAGUUACUUCGGGAAUUAGAGACCUUCAACUAAAGCAGUCUGAGAGAGCCUCAGAUAUAAGACACCUGCUAUGAGAAUAUCAGAUAUAAGACACCUGCUAUGAGAAUAUCAGAUAUAAGACACCUGCUAUGAGAAUAUCAGAUAUAAGACACCUGCUAUGACAUCUUUGACACAGUUUGCUGUUUUAGUUGGCAUUAGCAAGUUCUUGAUGAUUUUGUUUUUUCAUGUCCGUAACACACAUUAAAGUAUCAUGCAAUGAUG